This is a messenger RNA of Chironomus riparius, 5618 nucleotides long. The record is from the annotation of a GenBank genome assembly. Lineage: Eukaryota; Metazoa; Arthropoda; Insecta; Diptera; Chironomidae.
CGAUAUGUAAAAGUGGUUAUAAAUAAAUCGCCAAGAAAUAUAAUUUAAAAAUCUAAAUUUUAAUAAAUAUGUCACGAUUGAGCGAGGACGAGAUUGCUAAAGCACUUAGUUUAGAAGAAGCAGCAUUAGAUGAGUUCAAGUUACGCAAAGGAUCACUUCCAAAUCAAGGAAAUUACAGUAAAACAUCGAUAAAUGACAAUAAGCUACGACAUUCACUCCAUUCUUCAUCUUCUUCAUCGAGUUUGACAAAUAUUGAGCGUAAAAUUGAUGAGUUGGAUUUAAUAUCGUUUACAAAUGAUGAAAAUGAUCAGACAAAAGUCGUCAAAAAAAAGGAAAAUGAUCCAUAUAAUAAGCUAAUAGAGCCAAUUCUUCAGUUAAACUCAAAUAGAAGUCAAAUAGUUCCAUAUACCACCAAUACAAAUCAGCAGGCAUCGUCACAAUCAUUUCCAAGCUUAUACAGCCUCAGUAAUACAGCAAGCAAUCAAUAUUAUAGUCAGCAAAUGUAUUUUAAUCCAUCAAAUUAUCAUCCAAGAAUUGGAUUCGAAAGAUUCACGUCUCAACCACAAUAUUCAGCCUAUAAUAAUAAUAAUAAUUCAGUUUAUUCAGGAAUCAACCAACAACCAACUUAUGGACUUUAUUCACAGACACAGACACAAUAUGGAUGGACACGACUUCCAGUACCUUCAACUAGCAUUGCUAUACCACCAACAACUUUUCAACAAUCAUUUCAUACUGUAAAGAGUGAGAAUUCAUUAAUAAAAGUAUCAGAUACAUUAAAAACAGCUACACCCCAAAGUAUAGCUAGCAGCAGCCAGUCAUUAACUAGUUCACAUAGUAGUCAAAAUCUAGUAAUUAAAAGGACAUCCAAAAAUGAGAAUUUAAUCAAUUUAGACGAUGCUGACGACUCUAAUGUUUUCGCGAAUAUUCUCGAAGCUUUUGAUCCAUUAUCGUCAAAAAAUGAGGAAGCAAGUAAUGCGUAUUAUACAGAUCAAGAUCCAUUUGACUAUAUAUACAGUGGCGGUACACAAUAUUCAGAUCCCUUAUAUGAAGCAGUUAUUAGAAGUGACAGGUCAGUUGCAUCACCAAAAAAUCAAUCUAUACAGGACAUUUCAUCAGAAUAUUACAGCACUGGAUCGAUUAAGGAAGAAAACAAAUAUUCACAAGACGAACCGCCACCACUUCCUCCAAGAAAUUCUACUCAUUCCAAUCAACAUGAAACGAUAAAUAGUCAACAAUUUUAUACAAAUAAUCAAUACUCCAAAAAAUUAUAUGAGAAUAUAGUCGAACGUAAAAAGUAUGAUAAAGACUCGAUCGCAUUUUAUAAUAUGGUUAAGGAUUUAAGGUCAAAAUAUAAUUAUAAUGAUACUGCAUCUAAUGUUGGACAUAUUGUAGCUGCAACACUCGACAGUAAAUAUCUUAAUGUUUCAAUUAUUAAAAUUUUGGUAUAUCCAUCAUUCGAAUGCUUCAAUUUACCAAAUAAUUAUCUGCAAAAUUAUAAAAUCAAGUCAAAUACGGAAAAUUAUCAAAAGCUUGAUACUUAUUUAGAUCCAGUGGCAUUUACAUGUGAUAUAAAUUCAACGACCGUACAUGUUAUCAUGCAAGUGCUGUCAAAUCUUGAAAAUGAACUAAGCGGAAAUGCUGAAAAUUAUGCAUUAAAAACGAUUGGCUCGCAGGAAUGGUUAUCGCCUUUGUCAAGUCUAUCACAAUUAGAAUAUAUUCACAAUAUGAUUAAGUUAGAAAAGGACGUACAGCUUGGUCUAUUUCCUAAAAAGGAUGAAUAUAUGAAAGUCAUUGCCAGGACACAACAAGAUGAUUCCCGUGAUGCACAGCUUAAAAUGGAAAAUAUUCUACCAAAUGAUCCAGUAACGUCAAUCAGCUAUGCGUCAUUAAUAAUUUUACUUGAAACUUUAGAAAUGGAGAUAGACAAACUGGAAUCAGCCAGCACGUCCCAAAUAUAUUCAUCGUUUAAUUCUUCGGGAGUUAUUCAAGCUGUUAAAGCCAUUUGUGCAUUACUUGGCGCUAUUGAUACUUUUGAGCUUUAUACUGCCAUUAAUAAGUUGAAAAACACAUGCGAUGAGCAAUUAAGAAACAUUCAUCAACAGCCGUCAUUUAGUCGCACAACAUUUCAAGUUGAGUCAGAAAAAGGAAAUUAUUCUCAAGUGACAUUGAAGCCUCGAAGCAUUAGUGAAGAGAUUAAGCUACUUUGUGAUGAUAUUAGAGAUUCUGUACAGCAUUUAUUAGAAGUUUAUUCGCAAGCAUUCCAAGUUAAUUUUUCAGUCAAUCGUCCACAUUGGGAGUCACCCAUAAAAACUAUUGCAAAUGUUUCCCAACAUGUCAUGUUAAAUGUAAUGGCACUUCAUCGUCCACCAUCUCAUUGGAAAUACGAUGAAUAUAAGCUAGCAAGUCAAAUAUAUCAUGGAACAAGGGGCGUUAGUGAUCCACGAAUCACUCCUUGUUCUAAUAGUCUUUGUGGAUUCUUUCCUCGCCUUACAUUCGAUAGCUGGUUAAUAUUUGAUGAUGUUCCAGUUUGUUCCUUACCACGUGAAUCAAGAAUUGUCUUUGUGCUUUAUGGAUGUUUAAAACAACCAGUUGACGGACAAGCCACAAAUGAUGCAAGUCAAAAUAAUAAUCAUGAAGGUGAAAUGACACAAGAGGAACUAGGAUGGACAUCAAUACAAUUCUUUGAUUUUGAGAGACAAAUGAUUCAAGGAACUUACUUUCUCUCAUUUUGGCCACCAACUAAUGAGAAAUAUUUAUGUCCAUCACCACAAAGAGGAACACAUCCGCAAGGAGAUUAUUGUCCUAUAUUAAGCAUUGAAAUUCCAUUUUUUGACGGAUGUUUAGUCUUUCCCGAUAUUGUGAUUAAUGCUAAUUUACCAAAGCUCGAUUACGAGUGCUUGGAUAGAAAUUUACAAGAUGAAUUACUUGAUACAGUCAAUCAAGGAAUUCUCUUUAAUCAAAUUGAUAAACGUGAAGUUUUAUGGGAAAAAAGGCAUUAUCUUCACAAAUUCCCAAAAGCACUGCCAAAAAUAUUAAAUACAGCACACAGUUGGGAUUAUGCAUCAUUGUCAGACUUGCAUGCACUUGUUCUUCAGUCAUCAGCUUUAAAGCCAUUGGAAGCAAUUGAAUUACUUCUACCUAAAUACCCAGACUUAUUUGUGAGAGAACAAGCUGUCAAGUGGAUAUCGAAAAUGGAUGAAGAUGAACUUGUUGAUUUUUUGCCGCAAUUAUUACAAGCACUAAAGUUUGAUUGUUAUGAAUCUUCACCGCUAGCUUGCUUCUUGCUUGGUAGAUCAUUGGAUUCACCACGAGUUGCUCACUUCCUUUAUUGGCUAUUAAUUCAGAAUUUACCUGGUGAUUGUCCACAAAAUACGAUGGAAACAAAUCAAUUUUAUGAAGAUAAUUAUGUCUUAUUACAAUGUAGAUUCCAUAGACGUAAUCAGAUGAUGCUAAGAGCAUUAUUAGCUAUUUGUGGUGAGAAUCUUUGUGGACGAUUCUUAUCCCAAAAUGUCCUUUGUAAGUCACUCGAUGAUGUUGCAAAAAGUGUUAAAACAGCAAAAGAAUCAUUGAGACUUCCAAUUUUACGUCAAACUAUUGAAAAUGUUCACCAAAUAUUGAGCGAAAAUCCAACAACUUUACCACUUUCGCCAGGACUUGAAGUUAAAGGAGUCGUCGCUAAGACAUGUUCAUAUUUUAAUUCGAAUACUUUGCCUUUAAAGAUUAAUUUUAUGGGACCAGAUGAGCUUAUUAUUCCUGCAAUCUUUAAAUGUGGUGAUGAUUUACAGCAAGACAUGUUGACUCUUCAAAUUGUCAGAAUUAUAGACAAGAUGUGGCUUAAAGAAGGCUUAGACCUUAAAAUGGUCUCUUUCCAAUGCAUUCCAACUGGAUUUAAAAAAGGCAUGAUUGAAAUGAUAACAAAUGCUGAAACAUUACGUGAAAUUCAAGUCAAAUGUGGACUGACUGGAUCUUUUAAAGAUAAACCGAUUGCUGAAUGGCUCCAGAAGCAGAAUCCCAAUCAAUUAGAGUAUCAACGUGCUGUUGACAAUUUUACAUCUUCAUGUGCUGGAUAUAGCAUUAUUACAUACAUUCUUGGCAUUUGUGAUCGUCAUAAUGACAAUAUUAUGCUUAAAACUAGUGGACAUAUCUUUCAUAUUGAUUUUGGGAAGUUUCUUGGCGACGCACAAAUGUUUGGGAAUUUUAAACGUGAUCGAACUCCUUUUGUGCUUACAUCUGACAUGGCUUAUGUUAUUAAUGGCGGUGAUAAACCAUCAUCGAAAUUCCACAACUUUGUUGAUCUAUGCUGUAAAGCUUUUAAUAUUGUUAGAAAGCAUGGAGAUUUAUUGUUACAUAUUUUUGCAUUUAUGGCAUCGUCUGGCAUUCCUGGAGUAACUAGUGAUGCUGUAAAUUAUGUUAGAAAUGCACUUAUGCCUGGCGCGUCAAAUCCUGAAGCUGCUUCAAAUUUUGCUAAGAUGAUUCAUGUGUCUUUAAAGAGCUGGUUUACUCAGUUUAACUUUUUCCUUCAUAAUUUGGCACAAAUGAGAUUUACAAAUCAAGGGGAAGGAAGUGAAGUUUUGAGCUUUGUGCCUAAGACAUAUAAUGUCUCACAAGAAGGGUCUAUUGGCAAUAUAAUUGUUCAUGGAUAUCAGAAACGAUACAAUUUGGAGAAAUAUUAUACGUACAUUUUAAUAGUCUUUCGUGAAAAUAAUCCAGAUCCUGUUUACUUGUUUCGUACCUACAAGGAGUUUUGUGAAUUACAUCAAAAACUGUGCUUGCUAUUUCCACUUGCUCGACUUCACAGCCUACAAAGUGGCAUUUCUGUUGGAAGGUCAAAUAUUAAAACAGUCGCUGAGCGACGUCUGCCUGAGGUCAAAAAAUUCAUCAAUUCUCUUCUAAAUGCAUCAACUGAGAUCAUAAAUUCCGAUUUAGUCAUUACAUUUUUCCAUCCAUUAUUGAGGGAUCAACAAGAAGCUGACAUUCAUGCCUUGAAAAUGCGCGAAGAUAAGAAAUCACCGGAAAAUAAUAUUUGUGGAGAAAUUAAGUUUUCGAUUCAUUAUCAUCGUGAUACGUUCAUUGUUAUGAUCCAUCACGCAAGAAGCUUACCCAUCACAACAAGCGGACAGGAACCAAACACAUACGUGAAAAGCUAUUUAAUACCUGAUAAAUCAAAAAUAACAAAACGAAAGACUCGAGUAGUCAAGAAAACAUGCUAUCCAAGUUUUAUGGAAACAUUAGAAUACAGGAUGGCUAUUCAAGUCAUCAAAUUGAAGACAUUACAAAUUACAGUCUGGGGACAUGACACAUUACAAGAAAAUGAAUUUUUGGGCGGCGUGCAAAUUCCACUAGUUGGACUGAAUUUAAAGGAAGAGAUUGUCGGAUGGCAUCAACUUGUUUAUCUGCCUAGAUCAUAAUUUUUCAUAAUUUUUAUCAUAAUUCUGCUAGUUAUUUAUACAGCCAAAAAAAGCUUAUUUUUUAUAAUAUUUAAAAAAGUUAUUAUAUAUUUCAUGUGCUGUACAUGAAAACUUAUUCCAUUUAUGUUUAUUAUUUUUUUUUUUCAUAAUAAGCUAUACAUUGACAACCAAUAACAGCAAUAAAAUGAAUAUUCUGAGUAUUAUUAUUAC